Molecule: messenger RNA, 637 nt
Organism: Salvia hispanica
Lineage: Eukaryota; Viridiplantae; Streptophyta; Magnoliopsida; Lamiales; Lamiaceae
Source: RefSeq, a predicted model, not a curated record
UGUUACGAAUUUAUCCAAUAUAUCUCUUCCAUUUCCCAGUCAGAAAUAUAUGGCAACCACGACAAUGGCUUCAUCAUUUCAGCAUGUUACUCUCGGUUGCAGCAAUGCCAAGGCAGAUGCUGCUCCUUUGCUUCAUGUCCAGUAUUUGUCUCGAACAAACUUUGGACUCUCAAGGUCGCUGAUUUACUGUGGCUCCUCAAGGAUGGGCAAGAGACUUCCACUGAAGCCAAUAUCUGCUGUGGGUUCAGGUUUAGAGGCAACAAUAACAGAUCCAGACAAGAAUCAAAUUAGCAUUAAAAAUGUUGAGAUAGUAGUGGAGUCUAAGAAUGAUGAUAAGAUGCAAGUAAGGGUCGAUUUGCCUGGGAAAGAAACACAGAUAGUUUUUGAGAAAAUUCUCAGAAACUUAGCUCGUACAGCUCCACCGGUUCCUGGAUUCCGCAGAGAAAAAGGAGGGAAGACAUCUAAAGUCCCAAAGGACUUCCUCCUGCAAAUCAUUGGUGAAGAUCGAGUUACAAAGUUCACUAUCCAAGAGAUUGUGAGCACAACAUUGGCUGAUUAUGUGAAGAAGGAAAAUCUGACUGUUAAGGAGAACAAGAUCAACACAACUCAUAGCAGCUCCAGUUUUGCCACUUUAUAA